CCGUUACCACACUUAUAAUACUUAUUCGUAUAAGUAUCGCUUCUGCCACAUUAUCUGUAACUUGGACAUAUAUUGAAGUCUAAAAAGGAAGGAGGAUGACUUUACUAUUCAGCAAAAAAAAUAAAUCAGCCGCAGCCGACAAGCUUGUACAGAAAAAGAUAACUUUGAUAGAAAAAGAUACAUUAACAAAACAUAAGCGAAAACCUUCAGUAGAACGGCGAUCCACAGCAAAUACGACUUCAACACUUAUUGCCAAUAAUCAGGACAGUCAAUUAAAUGGUAUAGGUCCUUAUGAAUUCCUGAGGCCGUUAGGCAAUGGAAAGUUUAGUAGAGUGUUAUUAGCACAUCAUUUAGAAACGAAGCAACAAGUGGCUAUCAAGAUUAUAGACAAACAGGCUCACGAUUACAGAGUCAUGUCGAGAUUGGUACGAGAGAUCACCAUUAUGGAGUUAAUUCAGCAUGACUCUAUAGUGAAAUUGUAUGAAACGUUCGAAAGUUGCGAUUCACUUUACUUGGUUAUGGAAUAUGUUCCUGGAUUUAAUUUAGACGAAUAUCUCCAGAAAAAGAAGGAUGGCGCUUUAGAUGAACAUGAAGCCCGACAUUUAUUUCGGCAAUUAGUUACUGCAGUUGAUUAUUGCCACAGAAAUUGGGUUGUUCACAGAGAUUUGAAGACUCCAAAUAUUUUAAUCACACCAGAUGGUUCAGUUAAAUUGGCUGAUUUUGGCUUAGGUAAUCGAUAUGGCUUGCAGCGAUUGCGGACGAUAUGUGGCUCAAUGUUAUAUUACAGUCCUGAAAUCAUCACGGGCCAGAAAUAUUAUGGCCCUGAAGUCGACUGUUGGUGUCUUGGAAUCACAUUGUUUCGUAUGACAGCAGGGUUUGAACCAUUCGCUCAUGCUCAUACUGUGGGAGAGUUGAAAAGCGAUGUAUGCAAAGGCAACUUCCCGAUGCCAAGCACAUUAAGUCCAGAGCUACAAACAACCAUUCGGAAAUGUCUUCAAGUAGAUAAACGGAAAAGGAUGACAGUACGCCAAGCUUUGAAAGACGAUCCAUGGUUAACGAACUUUGGAGAGCUUCCAUGUCCUAUAUCAAAUGCCCCCAAAACAUUGUUUGAAGAAGCCAUGGUGGCUGCUGAUAAUUAUGAAAAAGCAGGAAAUCGAGAUGAAAGGACGCGUAGACAGUUUUUGCGGGAUGAGCAAGACUCAAAUACCAAUAUGCAUAAGGUGAAAAAAACCAUUAUAUAUCACCCUCUCAAUCCUUCUAUUUAUUACACUUCAAAGACAGAGCCGUGCCAAAUGAUGAACAUGACCAAAAAUGCAGCAGGGCAAAUGGAAAGCGUAGAGUCACUUAGAUCCGAAUUGUUGCAGUCUGUAAGAUCGCGUGCUCGACGUUUAGGCAUCAAACCUGCAGACCGCUGGGAGCUUCGGUCAUCUGGUCUCAAAUUAUUUUUAUCAGCACUCAACCCUCAGCAAAUAAAGAAAGACAAUAACAAUAAUAGUAGAUCUAUUUCUGAAGUUGUUCAUCGUAUCGCCAAAGACCAGGUUUAUCAUUUUCACUUCUCCAAUAUACAGCUAAAAAAUUAUUCCCAAGGUUCUCGUCCGCCUUCCCUCUCUUCUUCUAUCAGCACUUCAUCUAUCUCCAGCAGUAUCAUUGAUGACUCUGCUUUGGCCACUACCACCAUCUUUAAUGCAGACUCCAAUAAGAAACACCUCCGUGAAGUGAUGGCUUUGUUAAAACAGACAUGUCAGUUGAUGGGAAUUACUUAUAUGCAUGAUACAUCUACUACACUUCAAUGUGUGUUGACUUUGAGAAGUGCGUCUAAAAAGUCCAACAGUACUUCAUCCGCUACCACAUUGAACGCGCCCUCCACACCGACCUCACCCUCUUCACCCGCAUGCCCAAUCGCUAAUACCAACAACACUCAGCAGCAAACUACAUCAUCAACAUCCAGACAAAGCCGUAAACAAAGUCAGACAAGCAGCCUUGGAACAAACAUUGGAGGGUUACUAACAGAUGAUCCCACUUCGAGAUCUUACAAGCGACUUUCAUUACCGCUAUUAUCACACUUAACGUCCUCAAUGACAACGUCUUUUUUUGGUCGUAGCAAACCACGACAUUCAAUGGAAGAAACAGUUAUUUCACCUUUUGACCUUCAGCAUCAUCAUCAACAGAGUCAGAAAAGAAAGCAGAAAGAAGGUAUGGCUUUGUUCACUAUUACGAUCGAAGCUAACUAUAAAAAAAGAUUGGAUAAAAUCAGUUUGAGAUUCUCUAAGCAGCAAGGUUCAACAACAGUUUUCAAAAUUGCUAGUGGCUGGGUAACUGGUGUUAUGGUAUUAGACGGUAAAUUCAGUGGUUAUAGUAAGUAGUCAUGAUAUAACAGUUCAUGAUUCUUCACAUUGUAUUAUUGUAAUUUCUUUUAAGCAUGAUGUAAACGUAGCAUAUCAAAUCAUUCAUUAUUAUAGUCUCAUUUUUCCUUCCUAUGCAAUGAAUAUGUAUUAUAAAGCUAGUGAUAGCAUUUUAUG
Molecule: messenger RNA, 2519 nt
Organism: Mycotypha africana
Lineage: Eukaryota; Fungi; Mucoromycota; Mucoromycetes; Mucorales; Mycotyphaceae
Product: kinase-like domain-containing protein
Exons: 4
Coding region: 96-2363 (755 amino acids)
Biological process (GO): intracellular signal transduction; protein phosphorylation
Cellular component (GO): cytoplasm
Molecular function (GO): ATP binding; protein serine/threonine kinase activity
Source: RefSeq, a predicted model, not a curated record